AUGGCGUACGCCGGCCCGCCCAACGGCUUUGCCCAGCCGUCCUCGUCCCGCAGUGGCCUCUUCCCCGCCGCAGCGGCCGCCGAUGCCCCGCGCCAGUCCAUGCUCGGAGACGCGCAGUUCGACAUCUUUGAGUGGCAUCCCGCGUACCAAAGCUGCCAGCGCUACUUCCUCGACCACGCCCAGCACGACGGCUCCGUCCAGGCCGUGGCCGCGCUCAUCAACAUCUGCCUGCCCUUUCAAUGGUCGGCGAACCCCAUUGUCAGUUCGUCGGGGCUCGCGCCGCCGGGCACGGGGCCGGGGUCGUAUCCCGCAUCCUGGUCCAGGCAAGGACCGACGCCACAUGCCCCGCGGCCUGGCGCUCCCGUCUGGGUUUCGCUGGUGCCCUUCAUCCGACGCCUGGUCGUGACCGGCUUCGACAAGGAUGGCAUCCUGCAUGGCUUCUUCGGGGACGAGUGGCGGAAAGGCGUCGGCCCGGUGCAGGAAUGCGAGCGCCGCAACUAUCUGUUCGCGGCCAAAAGCGUUGGAUGGGCAAAAGUCAAGUAUCAGUACGACAUCUCGCCACAUGAGACUGUUCCGUUCAUGAAGCCGCUGCAGAACGUCCAGCUCGAGGAGAUUGAGGCGGCCGAGAAGACGUGGAGUGAAUGGCUGGCCAUGGAGGACUGGAUGGUGGGCCCGCGGGCCCCCGAAGCGAUGGACGACGUCCCUGCAGACAGCAUCGAGCGCCACUGA
This is a messenger RNA of Lasiodiplodia theobromae, 729 nucleotides long. Its product is annotated as Ilp is an apoptosis inhibitor. The transcript has a single exon. Lineage: Eukaryota; Fungi; Ascomycota; Dothideomycetes; Botryosphaeriales; Botryosphaeriaceae. Bases 1 to 729 code for a protein of 242 amino acids. The record is from RefSeq and is a predicted model, not a curated record.